This is a messenger RNA of Fusarium vanettenii 77-13-4, 954 nucleotides long. RefSeq lists its product as uncharacterized. NCBI's taxonomy places the organism in Eukaryota, Fungi, Ascomycota, Sordariomycetes, Hypocreales, Nectriaceae. The record is from RefSeq and is a predicted model, not a curated record. Bases 1 to 954 code for a protein of 317 amino acids. The transcript is spliced from 4 exons. Gene Ontology annotation, molecular function: dioxygenase activity.
AUGGCAUCUACCUCAGAAACGGAAGCGGCUGUUCAAGCUGCCACUGACAAGAUCAUCGACUACUGCCGUCAAAACAACAGCUACCCCAUGUGGACAGUGACCAAUAAGGUUUCAAAGCUCAGCCCAAACCCCAAGGCACUACCAACCAGAUGGGCAUGGUCCGACUUUCGCAAAAUCUUGCUCGAGACUUGCACGAUUGUUCCUGAGCAUAUGGCUGAGCGUAGAGCGCUGAUGAUGGUCAACCCAGGGUUCCCUGCCGUAAAUGGAUCCUCACCUUUUACAACCGAUACACUCUAUGCGGGUUUCCAGACUGUUCUUUCAGGAGAAACUGCGCCAGCUCAUCGUCACAUGGCUUAUGCUGUUCGCCUUAUCCUUGAGAGUGAUAAAGGCUUCACCUCAGUCGCUGGACACAAGAUCUAUCUUGAAGCGGGUGAUUUUGUAUUGACCCCAUCGUGGGAAUGGCAUUACCAUGGCAACGAUGGCACCACACCCACCAUAUGGGUAGAUUGUCUAGAUAUUCCCCUGCAUAUUUUUGCUCGCAUUAACUUCCUGGAAUUAUACCCCACUCCCAGUGUUCCUGACCUUGUCACUCAGGGAAGCCCCUUCCACUUCUCAUGGAAGGAGGCAAAAAGAGCUCUCGACUCUCAGGCUGGUCCACAUGCCAUCUAUCACUACCUGAGGAAUGCCGAAAAGUUCUCAAAAGGUUAUGCAAUCAAAGCUUUCCAAGAAACUUGCAGUUUUAUAUACGUUGUCAUCAACGGGUCAGGUCUUUCAAAGAUCAAGUCGCCGGCUGGGGAGUCGACGAUCGAAUGGAAAGAGAAGGACGUUUUUGUAGUGCCGGCUUGGUCUUGCGUUGAGCAUGUUUGCAGUGAUGAGAGCGAUACCUACUUGAUCGCUUUGACUGAUCGAGCCUUUGGGGAAGCUUUGGGGCUUUCUAGAGUAACUUAUGGUUAG